Molecule: messenger RNA, 2891 nt
Organism: Xyrauchen texanus (razorback sucker)
Lineage: Eukaryota; Metazoa; Chordata; Actinopteri; Cypriniformes; Catostomidae
Exons: 19
Coding region: 204-2804 (866 amino acids)
Cellular component (GO): nucleus
Molecular function (GO): RNA binding; zinc ion binding
Source: RefSeq, a predicted model, not a curated record
GUCUCCGGCUGUUCUGGCCUUGUGCUUCAGAGCAGUAGAUGGCAGUGUUGGAGUAUGACUUGAUUCGUUCUGCCAGCGCAUUAUAGAAGAAGAAAUCCGACCGUCCCUUCGGUGUUUAUAAAAGGCGAGUUUCAGCGACGGAAAUUUAGUGUUAAAACUAAGACGAUCACAUCACUUCCUUUUCUACCUGUUAAAGGCUGGCUAUGGACACAAGUGAAGCUGAAACUGUCAGUACACCGAGCCUGUAUGCCACACUCGGCCUGUCACCAGAGGAUAUGGAUGCUCUUGCUCAGAUUCCAGAGAGUGAGAUCAGUGUAGAGACACUCCCUUAUUUCAUUAUGCAACUCAAGGCAAAACGCACCCACAAUACAUCAGCCACUUCAGAUACUGACAACAGAGACAAAUCUACACAGGACAAGCCCGAUACACCCGAGAAGUCCACCACUGAGAAACGCAGAAGCCCGCAGUUAUCCAGUUCAACACGGCGCUCUGGCAGCCAUGACCGUGAGCAACAUGUGAAAGGGGAGAGUCAUCGGAGGGUUGAUCGGUCCACAGGAGGAAGAAGGGACUCGAGAUACAGAAAGUCAUCCCGGGAAAGUGGAGAUGAUGUAGCUGUGGAGGUGGAGCUGGCCGACAACCCCACGGUUUUUCCACACGAAUGCUUUCUCUGCAAGUGUGUGGUGAAUUCUUUGAAGACAUGGAAAGAACAUUUUUUAGGUGCCCGCCACCAAUCACAUGAAUCACGCAUUUCCCACAGAAGUUCUCGCUCUUCUCUGCCUCCUAAGAGACCCUACAGCUCUGAACCUGUCACAGGUAAACCGUCCAUGUCAACCACGUCAGAAUUCCUACACCCUCCUAAGUUCAAUACGAGAGUGGUAGUUGCCAAGUUUCCUAGGGGCACUGUGACCGUGGAGGAACUUUUAGGGCUUGGCAAGCCAUUCGGCACAAUUGUGAAAAACCUAGUGUUGCCUGCAAAGGGUUUUUUGGAGUUUAGUUCUCACAAAGAGGCUCAAAAUAUGGUAAGUCACUACAAGUUGAAACCAGCCUUCAUCAAGGAGAACCUAAUCAUCCUGUAUUUAUCACUAACAGCAGACACCAUUCAUCCACCAUUCAUGUUUGAUGAGCCUUUGCAAAAACGAGCAAAACGUUCAAGCGCACCUUCAGUAGUUUGCCUUUCACGUUUGCCUGCUGGGGAGGGUGUUGAAGCGGAGGUCCUGGAGCUUGCAGGCAUGUUCGGUGAGGUGCAGCAGUCAGAGAUCACAAACAGUAAGGCCUUGAUAGAAAUGGUUAACUGGCGAGAUGCAGACAUCAUGGUGAAGUAUUACUACAGUAACCCACUAAGGAUUCAGGGCAAAAGUGUCAAAGUUACCAUGACCAGCAUCACAAGCCUGCGAAAGAACAGUCCUGAUGCUCUGUCCAGAAAAUCUGAUUCAAGCAAAAACAGCAGACAGAGAGAGGAGUCAUCCUCAAGCAACAAGGACAAAAACAACAGCUCCAGUCAGGAAGCCUCAGCCGUCCAUGUCGAGAGAGAAAAUGAGGGAAUAAAAAGGGAAGAUGAGAAGAUGCUUGGUGAGAAGGAAGGAAUUCAGAUGGAGGAUGAACCUGCACUUCCUGAUAAUAAGACCAGUGAAAUCUCGGUUAAUAAAGAGGAGGGAGAAAAAAAGGGAGAAGAGGAAAGGACAGAAGAAGAGGAUUCUGCGGCUAAGGCGGAGGAGAAUAGAGAGAGACCUUCAGAGGAGAAUCUAGAGGAACAGGAAAGUUUGGAUGAUGAAGAAUUCCCAGAGAACCUAGAUGAUUUUGUUACAUUAGAUGAACUGGACAACACUGCAGGGGCCGAUUCAGCCUUAGAUUCAUCUGAGACACAGGGUGGUAAAGUAUUGAUGGUGUGGCCUGUCAAGAAGAUUCCAGACUUGACGGAGGCUCUGAGCAGUCUGUGUGCACCCUUCAGCAGUCUGGUGAAGCAUUCUUUGUCUUUGUACAAAAAAGAGGCUAUGGUAGAAUUGGAAACUGUUGAAAAAGCCCAAGAAAUGCUGAGAUUCUACAAAGACCACAAGGCAACAAUCUGUGGCCAUACUGUGUCUGUUUUUAUGUGCAAUACCAUGAAAACAAUAGAGACCCCUAGUGGGAGAUCUGUUUUCAUCAGUGGUUUUCCCAAUAAGUAUGUAUGGCAGAAACACACAGCAUACAGAGCCCUUUUAAAUCUGGCCAAGCCCUUUGGAAAUCUGACUGGCUACUUUCUAAACAAGCAACUGGGAACGUGUUACAUGCAGCUGGAAAGUACAGAGGCAGCUGAAAAAAUGGUGGAGCAAAGCAUUCGCUGGCCUCGCAAAUUUUGGGGUUUGGUUCUAAAAGUAGCCAGGUGCAGGAAGGGAGACUCUCUGAUUCGUUGGAAACGCCCGAAGCACAACACUGAGGAGAGAGAAUUCAGAAAGGAGGCGAAAAAGCCUAAAAGCACCAAAAGGACAGAAAGGGACCAGAUGACCAAGAGUGGCACAAAGGAGAACCACCACAGCUCUUUACCAGAUUGUGAAGGUGUGUGUGUGGAUCCCGUUUGUGAAACACCAGGUUCAGAAGAUAUUGACCAUCAGGAAAAAACCAUUCUGGGCCCUUACUUACCUGACCACAGUGUGGGUGUGAACUACGUCAUCCCAGUAACUGGCUUCUUUUGCCAGCUGUGUAACAUGUUCUACAGCAAUGAGAAGAGAGCGAAAUCAGAGCACUGCCACAGCCUUGAACACUACAACAACCUGAAGAAGAAACAUGAUGAAGUGGUUGAGGACACUGAUGGACACCCAGAUGGUUGAGUGAAUAAAAGCGUGAACAUGAGGAAGACACCGACAUUGUACUUUUGAUUAAUUUUUUAUUAUCAUUUGUUUUGAUUUCAGUUACAU